This is a messenger RNA of Perca fluviatilis (European perch), 4113 nucleotides long. RefSeq names its product deubiquitinase DESI2. NCBI's taxonomy places the organism in Eukaryota, Metazoa, Chordata, Actinopteri, Perciformes, Percidae. Gene Ontology annotation, molecular function: deubiquitinase activity. The transcript has 5 exons. Bases 1166 to 1753 code for a protein of 195 amino acids. The record is from RefSeq and is a predicted model, not a curated record. Gene Ontology annotation, biological process: protein deubiquitination.
CGGUUUUUUACGGGCGAGCACAGCCACAGAGGUGAAAUUAAGCAUAUUUCAGCAGGGCCCUGGUUGAGAGAGUAAAGUGGUAGGCCAACUAGCUAGUCUUCUGUAACAGAAUGUGCUCAUGUACACCCACCAGCAGCUCUGUCUCCCAUCAGCUGUGUGUGCAUGAGGAUGUUACUUCGGAGGCAGAAUAGAUAUGAUGUAAUCUAAAGCCUCAGUCCCGACAGGAGAGAGAGAGAGAGAGAGAGAGAGACAGCCAAAGCCAGAGCUGGGUAACAACCGCACGGUACGGAUGGAUCUCGGCUGUUUUUGCACUUUCUAAAAUACAUUUGAAAAGCCUUCGUCGGAGCCGAUGGAGUAAACGGUCCCGUGUUGUUGUGGAAGUCAUGCCGCGGAGGUUCGUCCUCUCCCGACGAAGAGGAUGCUGGAUGCGGACCAGCCAGCAGUAGAAGCAGCACCGGCCGCGGAUGCUGUUGGUGAGCAUGACUCCCCCUCUCCAUCAGCUCCAUUAACCACCAUGGCUCAGGAGUCCUCUUCCACAGCUGCUCCAACAUCCUCCUCCGUGUGAAAAUGCUCCGCUCUCCGCCUCCAUCGUCGACAUCGGUCCGCGCUAGCUGUCGCCUUUUCCCCCGUGAUGACAGGCGGGCGCCCGCUUCAGAUUUCAACACUUGUAGGCCAUUUAUGUCCGCCGAAGAUCAUAUUAUCACCGCGUCUGAUAUGACAUUUUGAGCUUUUGUGAUUUUUUUAAAUUUUUAUUUCGCAAAUACCCCUUUUAGCAGCAUUGAUUUCCACUUUCAACAGAUAGCUUAUUUUUGGAGUCGGAAGAUGGGCCGCGUCCACUGCUGCACCUCGAUUGGCCCUGAUCGGAGUUUCACGCUUUCCUGACUUUACAAGCCACAAUGCAUUUGUGACUAAGCUUCAGUUGUCUUGUUUCCUUUUGGGACAUUUUCCUGGCUUUACUCGCCUUUCCCGCCACCCUGCAGAGCCCCAUGCAGUAUAGUUGCCCUGCGGGGGAAUGAGCAGCCUCCAUCCCUCCAGCAGACGCCCGCCCGCUGCUCCUGCUGUCCGCCGUGUGGCCCUGCUGUGACUUGACAGGGCUGUGGAGGUCCUGACAACUAGAAAACGUGAAAGGUGGGGACGGUUUGCCUUUCCAGCUCAGGUUUAAACCAUGGCCAAUGAACCUGUCAUCCUUAACGUGUAUGAUAUGUACUGGAUAAACGAAUACACUUCCAAUCUGGGUAUUGGAGUCUUCCACUCAGGCAUCGAGAUUUAUGGCAGAGAAUUUGCAUACGGGGGUCAUCCAUACCCUUUCAGUGGCAUCUUUGAGAUCAAUCCCGGGAACGCCACUGAAUUGGGAGAGACAUUCAAAUUCAAGGAGGCCAUUGUUUUGGGCACCACAGACUUCACAGAGGAGGACAUAGAUAAAAUCAUGGAGGAGCUCGGUAAAGAAUUCAAAGGCAACGCCUACCAUCUAAUGCACAAAAACUGCAACCACUUCUCCUCCUCGCUGUCUGAGUUGCUGUGUGGACGAGAAAUCCCUCGCUGGGUCAACAGACUGGCGUACUUCAGCUCCUGUAUCCCCUUCCUGCAGAGCUGCCUACCCAAGGAGUGGUUAACCCCGGCCGCCCUGCAGAGCCACAUCAGCCUCGGCCUCCACAAAGAGGAGCAUAACGAGUCCAGCGACGAGGACCCUUCGUCGCCGCCCGGAGCGGCUGCCAGCGGCUCCUCCCACAGCUGUUACCACACGAGGGUGUGAACCGCCCGACAUACAGUACACUGACAUCUGGACCUCCCUGCCACCUCUGCCAGUGGCUCAAGUGGAAUUAGUAGGCUUGAACCACCAGCUGACCUCAUACUGUUUGCCCUCUGAGUAAAGAGGAAGGAAAAGCAGCUGCUGCCAGAGGACUUCAGACCUACAGAGACCCUGCGGGUCCUUUCUGCAGACGACAAGAUGACAAACCUUUGACCUGAGCACUGAAGCGUGGCUCAGACUCACACAACAAACCAUUUGUAGAUCUGAAGUUUGCAGUACAUUAUUCUAAGUCUUUUCCAUGAACUUUGAAACCUUUGUCAGCCUUGUUCCCUGCCCUACCUUCAGAGCUGCUUUUGUAGAACAACUAGAUAGACAGCUGAGGCUACUUAUAGGGACAUUACCAGGAAAGUGCUAAUCUGCUCAAUUUCAACAAGUUCUCGUUCAAUAACCUCGAUGUGGCCUUCAGUUGAUAUCGUUGACUCUGCUUUUAUUGUAUGGAACUUAAGUAGUUGACUUUGGCCAUUUUAGAGGGUUUAAAGAGGAUUUGAUUGUUCCUCGAAGUUCAGUCUGAACUCGUAAAAAUGUUGCAUGUUGAAAGAAUUUGACAAAACGUCCAACUGAUCUGAGACGCCACACUUCUGAUCAUAUCAUCAAGUAUUUCUUCUCCUUUUUUCUUUUGUAAAAAAAACAACAAAUGAUUCAACCUGGGACUUGUUUUAAACAGCGAACUGGCAGUUAGCUGCCAGUUUAACCAGUUCAUAGUGUAAACAAUCAAGGGCAAAUACUGUUCAGUUUAAAUAGUCGCUGUUCAUACAGCCUCGGGUAGCCCAGUCACUAUCUGGGAACUUCUCAGAGACACAAACACAAAGAAAGUCAAGCUGCUACACUGACAAUUAUUGACUUUUUAACCCAGUAAAAUGUUUGUCUACGGUUUUAUAUCCAUAUGGUCUUUAUAUUAUAAUGGUGUGAUAACUUCCAGGCUAGGAAAUGUACAUUUACGCCUGGAGAAUGUUCCUCUAUGGUACUCGUUUUAUCACCUUUUUCACCAUUAAACCAAUAAAAACUGAGCAGUGAUGAGAAAGAAUAGCAGAAAAUCAGUAUUAUACUUUAAAAUACAGUAAUCCUUAAAGUAAUGGGUUCUACAUGUUAGGAAAUAUACUUAUUUGCUUUCUUGCCGAAAGUUAGAUGAGAAGAUCAAUACCAUUUUUAUGUCUGUAUGGAAAAUAUAAAGCUACAGCCAGCAGCUGAUUGGCUUAGCUUAGCAUAAAGACUGUAAACAGGGGGAAACAGUGAGUCUGGCUCUGUCCAAAGAUAAGAAAAUCCACCUACUAGCACAGUGAAAGCUCACCAUUUAACACGUUACGUCUUGUAUGUUUAACCAAAAAAAAAAAAAAGGUGUAAAAACGAUUUUAUACAAUUUCACAGAUGCCCCCACCCACCUAUUUCCAUUCUUUAUGCUAAGCUAAGCUAACCAACUGCUACCUGAAGCUUCAAAUUUAUCCCACAGACAUGAGAUGGGUAGCAAACUUCUCAUCUAACUCUCAGCAAGAAAGCAAGUGUAUUUCCCAAAAAAGCUAACUGUUCCUUCAAGACUAUAUUUUUAAUUUAUUUUAACUGUGAACUGAACUUUGACACGUUUACAGAUACAAAGCAUUUUAUUGAUAGUAAGCAAUCCAUUUUAAGGAGUUACUCAUACAUCUGAAUUUUGCUGCGGUGAGAAGUUCAGAUACUCAUAAAGGGAAAACAUGAUGUCAUAAAGUUAUUUGUCGUAAUUGUGGUUUUAGCAUACAUGCAGGUAAACAACCCCACUAAUGACUAUUCCCCCUUUAAUGUUGAUAAUGGUGGUGAUUGCAAUGAUGAUAAUGAUGUUUAAAAAAAAAAAAUGCAUAUUAAGUUCAUUGAACCAGGCCAGAUGGGAUCUUAAUGUUGUCCCAUCCCUCCUACUGCUACUGUAGUGGGUUCAUGGACAGCUAGCCUUUCUCAGGAAGGAAAUCACAUAACUCGUAAUAGUGACAGUCAUCUCAUUCCUGCUGAACACCUUGUUAAGUGGGGUAGGGAAAGUGCAAAUUGAUGAUUAGACUUCUUCAUGUUACUAAAUAAGCUAUAUUGUUAUUUACUUUUGAUGUAGUCUUACAUUUCACCAAGUGUAAUGUGUUCAGUUUUUUGGGGGUAUAUUUUGAGUUUGCAGGAGCUGUACAGUCAUUAGUAACCCGUGCUCAAAAGUCUUUGGCACUUUCUACAUAGCAGACCAGACAGGUAUUUUGUUUCUAUCGCUCUGUAUCAACCAUAACCUUUUAUUUCCUUUUCCUAACCCAAGACAAUUUCAAGAAUGAUGAUAUAGAAUAAAGAGACAGAAUAACAAA